Messenger RNA from Cuscuta campestris, 1538 nucleotides. The record is from the annotation of a GenBank genome assembly. NCBI's taxonomy places the organism in Eukaryota, Viridiplantae, Streptophyta, Magnoliopsida, Solanales, Convolvulaceae.
UUAUCAUUUCUUCUUCUUCUUCUUCUUAGCUUGUUGAUCCAUAAAUUACAGUGGUUUUAAUUAUUUCCCUUAUGGCUUCUUCCUUUGUGUCCCGGCUAGUCCUUUCCUUGAGCUUCUUAGCUCUCUUCUUAGCUUCCUACUCCGUUUACCACAACGCCGCCGUGGGUCAAGGCCGCCGCCGCCCCCUUAUUACGGCGGCGAUCCCCACUUGGCUGGACGGCGCAGCGAUGGAGUCGGCCGCCGACUUUCUGUCCUACCUCGGUCUCGGGAAAUCCUCCGGCAGACUCUCCGACCAAGCGUGCGUGUUCUCCGCCGUGAAGGAAGUCGUGGACGCCGCCAUCAACAACGAGACUCGGAUGGGCGCCUCCCUCAUCCGCCUCCACUUCCACGACUGCUUUGUUGACGGCUGUGACGGUGGAAUCCUCCUGAACGACACGGCCAACUUCACCGGAGAACAAGGUGCUGCCCCAAAUAGUAACUCCGUGAGAGGGUUUAACGUUAUAGAACUAGCAAAGCAGAACGCCAAAACCAAAUGCUCCGACACCCCUGUCUCCUGUGCUGAUGUCUUGGCCAUUGCCGCCCGUGAUUCUUUCGCCAAGUUCACAGGUCAAACCUACAACGUGACGAUAGGAGCUAGGCGUGACGCAAGAACGGCAAACCUCACCGGAGCCAACACCCAACUUCCAGCACCGUUCGACAGCCUCCUCGUCCAAACCCAGAAGUUUGCCGACAAGGGGUUCACCCAAAGGGAGAUGGUUGUUCUGGCAGGAGCGCACACGGUGGGAUUUUCCCGUUGUGCGAUCGUGUGCCAGAACAACAGCAUCAACCCCAACAGAACCGCCACCCUGCCAUGCAACUGCUCUGCCUCCACCCUCACCGGUUUGGUUGGACUCGACCCCACUCCCGCCGCUUUCGACAAUAGGUAUUUCCAGCAAUUGGUCAACGGUCAAGGCCUUCUGUUCUCAGACGCCGAGCUCAUGACGAAUGGCACCACCGUCGCUGCCGCGAGGAGGUACCUGAAUACAACCAGUGCUUUCCUUUCCGACUUCGCCGCUGCCAUGGUGAAAAUGAGCAAUUUGCCACCUUCGAAUGGAGUUCAGCUCGAAAUUCGUGACGUGUGCAGCCGUGUCAACGUCAAUCGUUCUGUUGAGUCUACAUAAACACGUUACUACAUACUCCCUCCAUUCCAUAUUAGCUAUCCAUUAUGACUUUCUUGGUACAUUGAGAAAUGAAUGAAUAUAGACAUACUUUAUGUCUACAUCCAUUCAUUUCUUAAUGUACCAAUAAAGUCAUAAUGGACAGUUAAUAUGGAAUGGAGAGAGUACAUGUCAAGGCUUUAGCAUCACUUAUAUUGGACUUUUUGCAUCAGUAUUUUUAUCGAAGCAAAUACUAGCGAUGUAAUUGCUCCCAUGUAAUUGUGUCAGGUGUAAAAUAAGCGAUGCAAUGGACCUUUUUAAAUAAGUUUACUUAAAGUUUUUAAAUUUCUACACUUUUAUGUAAUUAUAUUUCAUAAUUUUCAAUAAAUAGUGGUUGCACAC